Molecule: messenger RNA, 601 nt
Organism: Serpula lacrymans var. lacrymans S7.9
Lineage: Eukaryota; Fungi; Basidiomycota; Agaricomycetes; Boletales; Serpulaceae
Exons: 4
Coding region: 77-358 (93 amino acids)
Source: RefSeq, a predicted model, not a curated record
AGAGAACAAAUGUUAUGUUUAUGAUCCCUACUAUUGUAUUGCAACUACGACAAUUUAUGUAGCACCUUGAACCUAUAUGACUCUGAAUAUCCCAUUUCUUUUUGCCCGUGUUUUGGUUCAGCAUCUGUUUGGGAUGGAAGAAAAAUUUGAAACUAGCGUUGUUCGUCAUCUGAGAGCUUCACUAUCAACUCUACCGAUUCGCACAAAGGCUAAGUGCCAUAUUCAAUCGGAGCGGUUGAGUUUAACAUCAAGGUGCAAAAGAGCUCAAUAUUCGUGUGGUACCGAAGGGGGGUUCACGCCAAAUGGCCUUACUUUGGUGCAGACCUUAUUUACAAGAUAUCGACUUAUCAUAUAUUGAAUUAGUUAUCGAUUAGUCGGAUAAUUGAUCGUGAAACCAUCGAUAAUGGGGCUGUCACUGUGAUUCCCAGAUCAUACUGGUAAAUCUUCAAUGCUCAACGUCAAAUGUCAACUGAGGCCGCUCGAGGCGGGAGGCGGGUGAAAUAUGAGCUCGGUUACCAAAAACGCUUUGCGCCGCAAUAUUUACAAGUGUGUAUACGGAUAGCCACAGCUCUCUACGUACCUCUACGUACCACACACAUGU